AUGAAGAAUCUUUCUGCUCAAAAUAUUUUAUUCACAGACUUCAAACUAAAAGGUUUCCACAGUCUAGGGGAAUGGAGGCCUUUUUUAUUUAUCCCCUUCUUUCUGAUUUUUUUAUUGUCCAUCACUGCAAAUUCUAUUCUCUUAUAUUUAAUCAUAAGUCAGAAGUCUCUGCAUUCUCCCAUGUAUGUACUAAUAGGUUUAAUGGCUGUUGUAGACUUAAUCUUACCUAUAGUUUUUGUACCCAACAUGCUUGUUAGCUUUCUAUUCAACUGGGGUGGGAUAUCCCUAGUUGGUUGUUUGAUACAAAUGUUUUGCAUUCAUUAUGUUGGUGCAUUUCAGUCAACUUUACCUUUGUGGAUGGCACUGGAUCGUUACUUUGCAAUAUGUAAACCUCUUUACUAUCAUAAAUACAUGGCAAUCCCUAACUUUCUAAAGUUUAUUGUUGUCCCACUAGUCAGAAAUGGACUCCUGAAUAUCAGUAUGGUCUCUAUGGCUGGAAAACUAACAUUCUGUGUAACAAAUGUUAUUGAUCACUGUUUUUGUGAACACAUGGCAUUGGUUCAGCUAGCAUGUGGAGAUAUAUCUAUUAAUAACUUAGUAGGACUUUUGACAGCUUUACUGAUACCAACUUUUGACUUUAUUCUUGUUACUGGUUCCUAUGUUGUGAUUUUUGUCUCUGUUUUUAAAUCUGGCAAGGGCCAAAUGAAGGCCAUAAACACUUGCAUUACUCACAUCAUUGUCAUGACAAGUGGUUUGAGUUUUGCCCUGAUUGCAUUCAUGUCAUACAGAAUAAGAAAUAAUUUUUCUACUAACAGUCGUGUAUUUGUGAGCACAAUGUACAUACUUUUCCCAAGUUGUUUUAACCCAAUUGUUUAUGGAGUGAGAACAAAGGAAAUGAGACAAAAGUUUCUUCAGCUUGUAAGUGAAAUAAAGAUCUUUCCUUUGUAA
Carassius auratus (goldfish) is the source of this 948-nucleotide messenger RNA. Its product is annotated as olfactory receptor 52K2-like. Gene Ontology annotation, biological process: G protein-coupled receptor signaling pathway. The record is from RefSeq and is a predicted model, not a curated record. The transcript has a single exon. The coding region runs from base 1 to 948 and encodes 315 amino acids. Gene Ontology annotation, molecular function: olfactory receptor activity; G protein-coupled receptor activity. NCBI's taxonomy places the organism in Eukaryota, Metazoa, Chordata, Actinopteri, Cypriniformes, Cyprinidae. Gene Ontology annotation, cellular component: plasma membrane.